AUGACCGAUCAAGAGUCUUCACAACCCUCCGAAUUCUGGCUAUAUGGAUACGGGUAUGCCGAGAUCUUCCUGAUAUCAGAUUCUUAUCCCGUGAUUAAUGCCAUUUACAGAAGCUUGAUAUGGAAGCCUCCGCCACAUUUUGACCGCAGAAUUGCUGGAUGGGUAGAUGAUUAUGUUCGUCGUUUCUGGCAGGCUAGUGAGGACCAUAGAGGAACCCCUGAGGCGCCUGGGCGUGUUGUCACUCUAAUCGAGAGAUCCUACUGGGAACAGCUAACCGAUCGUCACGACUCUGCUCCAGAGCGAGUCUGGGGGGUUGCAUACCGUAUCAUUCCUGAGAAAGUAGCCGAAGUCAAGGAGUAUCUCGAUAUACGUGAGAUCAACGGCUACACCAUUCACUACGCCCCAUUCCAUCCUGCCGAUGGCUCUCCCCCCAUUCGCGCUCUGGUCUACAUCGGCACUCCAGAUAAUGAGCAGUUUGUCGGCCCCCAGGACCCCCAGGAGCUCGCCGAGCACAUCUUCCGCAGCCAAGGGCCCAGUGGCCUGAACAAAGACUAUCUGUUGAGUCUCGAUACAGCCCUCAGCGAGCUUGCUCCUGAUAGUGGUGAUCAUCACAUCCAUGACCUUGCCCGCCGCGUCAGGGAACUUGAGAAGAAUUGUGAGGAUGAAACUAAACUCCUCAACCCAACGACUUCAGUUCAUCUACAAAAGCACAGUACUGAAGAAGCCGAGGAGAUCGAAGAGCCACAUCAUUAA
This is a messenger RNA of Fusarium redolens, 753 nucleotides long. RefSeq names its product ChaC-like protein-domain-containing protein. Gene Ontology annotation, molecular function: glutathione specific gamma-glutamylcyclotransferase activity; gamma-glutamylcyclotransferase activity. Lineage: Eukaryota; Fungi; Ascomycota; Sordariomycetes; Hypocreales; Nectriaceae. The transcript has 4 exons. Gene Ontology annotation, cellular component: cytoplasm. The record is from RefSeq and is a predicted model, not a curated record. Gene Ontology annotation, biological process: glutathione catabolic process. Bases 1 to 753 code for a protein of 250 amino acids.